AAACAACCAGCGUAGCCCAGAUCACCUGUUAUAAAGUCCACGGAGUCCGCGGAACUCCGGAGACGCCCUAGAUCUGAGAUGGGGGCGAUGGCGCCGCCCACGCUGCUCCUGCUGCUGGCGGCCGCCCUGGCCCCGACCCAGACCCGCGCGGGCUCGCACUCCAUGCGGUAUUUCUACACCAUCGUGUCCCGGCCCGACCUCGGGGAGCCCCGGUAUGUGGAAGUCGGCUACGUGGACGACACGCAGUUCGUGCGCUUCGACAGCGACGCGGAGACUCCGAGGAAAGAGCCCCGGGCGCCAUGGAUGGAGAAGGAGGGGCCUGAGUAUUGGGAAAGGAGCACACAAAGAACCAAGAACCGCGAGCAGGCUUUCCGAGGGAACCUGAGGACCCUGCUCGGCUACUACAACCAGAGCGAGGGCGUCUCUCACACCAUCCAGGAGAUGUAUGGCUGUGACGUGGGGUCCGAUGAGCGCCUUAUCCGUGGUUAUAAACAGUUCGCCUACGACGGCCACGAUUACAUCGCACUGAACGACGACCUGAUGACCUGGACGGCUGCAGACACAGCAGCUCAGAUCACUCUGAGCAAGUGGGAGCAGGGUGGUGCUGGGGAGAUCAGCAGGGUCUACCUGGAGGGCGAGUGUGUGAAGUCUCUGCACAGAUACCUGGAGAACGGGAAGGACACACUGCUGCGCACAGAUCCCCCAAAGGCACAUGUGACCCAUCAUCCUGGACCUAAAGGUGAUGUCACCCUGAGGUGCUGGGCCAUGGGCUUCUAUCCUGCCUUCAUCACCCUGAGCUGGCAGAGAGAGGAGGAGGAACAGACUCAGGAUAUGGAGCUGGUGGAGACCAGACCUUCUGGAGAUGGAACCUUCCAGAAGUGGGCAUCUCUGGUGGUGCCUUCUGGGGAGGAGCACAAAUACACAUGCCAUGUGCAUCAUGAGGGGCUGCCUGAGCCCCUCACCCUGAGAUGGGAGCCUCCUCAGUCCACGGUCCCCAUCAUGGCAGUCAUUGCUGGUCUGGUUCUCCUUGGAGCUGUGAUCAUUGGAGCUGUGGUGGUUGUUGUGAUGAAGAGGAUGAGAAACCCAUACAGGGACAGCGCCCAGAGCUCUGAUGUGUCCCUCCAAGACUGUUAAGCGUGAAGACAGCUGCAUGGCCUGACAGAAUGACAGAUGUGUUCAGGUCUCUCCUGUAAUGUUCCAUUCUCAUUCAGCAACAUUGUCUGAAUUUCCACGGGAUCCAAUAGAAUCAUUGUGAAGAAAGGUGGAACCCAUCCCACCCCUGCACACCAGGAGAUUGUCUCUAUCCUGUCUGGGUUUCCUUCAGCCUCCCUGGCCCAGCGUAGGCAAAGGGACAUCUCCAUCCUGCCACCUGCCUGCUGCCCUGAGCUGCAGGCCCCGACUUCCCCCACUGAAAUAAGGAUGUGAAUGUGAACUUGAUUGUUCUCAUCCUUGAUCUGACAGGUGGAUUGGUGGGUAAAUUGAGGGAUUGUGAUACUUCGAGUUCAUGGAGGAAAUAAAUGGCAUC
Messenger RNA from Chionomys nivalis (European snow vole), 1525 nucleotides. Its product is annotated as H-2 class I histocompatibility antigen, Q10 alpha chain-like. Gene Ontology annotation, biological process: antigen processing and presentation of endogenous peptide antigen via MHC class I via ER pathway, TAP-independent; immune response; antigen processing and presentation of endogenous peptide antigen via MHC class Ib. Gene Ontology annotation, molecular function: signaling receptor binding; peptide antigen binding. NCBI's taxonomy places the organism in Eukaryota, Metazoa, Chordata, Mammalia, Rodentia, Cricetidae. The coding region runs from base 79 to 1134 and encodes 351 amino acids. The transcript is spliced from 7 exons. The record is from RefSeq and is a predicted model, not a curated record. Gene Ontology annotation, cellular component: external side of plasma membrane.